This is a messenger RNA of Periophthalmus magnuspinnatus, 1999 nucleotides long. RefSeq names its product transmembrane protein 176 (gene tmem176). Gene Ontology annotation, cellular component: membrane. NCBI's taxonomy places the organism in Eukaryota, Metazoa, Chordata, Actinopteri, Gobiiformes, Gobiidae. The record is from RefSeq and is a predicted model, not a curated record. Bases 222 to 836 code for a protein of 204 amino acids. The transcript has 7 exons.
CUUGAUUAUCCGCGCUGCCAAAAAACAGGGCGAGGGGUCCCGUUGUGUCGUGCGUAAAAAAAAACGUAACUCACGCACUGCGCAUCACCCCAUAGUCUACAGUUUGGGCAGUAGAAACCUGUACGAAGACGGACGCAAAGAAAAGCGCGACAACGUGAUUGUGGAUACAAGUGGAUAAUUAUUUGGAUUAGUGGUCAAGAAAGAGAAAGCAGGGAACCGUGAUGGCAGUGGCAGUGAAUAGAGACCUGACAGUGCAGGUGUUAGCUGAUGCCAAUGUGGUAAAGCUAAUGGACAGUAAACAGGCUCUGAGGGCGGCUGUUCAGAAGGGGGAGCCCAAGUGUCUGGGGGUGAGCCAGUUGAUGUUGGGUCUCCUCGUCAUGGGUUACUCCAUCCCUCUUCACUUGACGGAACACACGGAGGUGGUGUGGAUGGGGGUGCCCUGGUGGAGCGGUCUCUCCUUUGUCAUUGCAGGAGUUGUUUCUAUACUCUUGGACAAAUACUGCAAUAUGAAUCACCUCUACGCCUGUUUAGUUACUAGCGUCAUCACCACUGUCAUCGCAAUCAUGGCCAUCAUCGUCUAUUCUGUGGACAUAGAGAGAAACCCAGCAACUCCCUGCAUCAAACAAAUGUACGACAACUGUGAUGACAAGCACUAUGCCACCAAGCUGAGUAAAGGCGUGAAAUCGGCCCUACUCCUCUUCACUCUGGCUCAGACCACCAUCUCUGGAGUCCUUUCUUUCCUGCUCUUCAGACAGAGACGCAGCUUUCAGAUAUACAAUCCUCUUAAUCAAGAUGCCAUCUCUACACAGGCCGUGGUAUCUGCAGAUGGGAACUGAAUCUCCAAACCUCUUGUAAUCCUGUGGAGUUUAAGUGCACAUAUUUGUAUAUUCACAAUAUAAGAUACUAUUAUUUACACUGCAAAAGUCUUUGCUAAUAUCGUCUGUAGUCAUGUGGGUUGUAGUGUUGAAUCGAAAUUUAUACAGAAUUUAAGAAAUAGUAAGGUGUAUUGAGAGGUUUAAACCUGCUUUAUUUCUGGUUUAGUCCUUGUUAAGUCCCUUCAUAGACCAAACUUAACCCUUGUCUGAUCAGUUUAAAUCCCGGUUUAGUCCUGGCCUUUCACUUGGUUUAGUUAGUUGCAUAAGGUACCUGUUAUGAUGGAGUGUCUGCCACUUGCUUAUCUCCUUGGAGAUGUUAUUACUUUGCUUAGAAUGUAUGUUCCAAUGUAUGGCAUUAAUCCUGUCUGCCUGCAGGCAAGCAUGAAAGCCCCCUCACAAUAAAAUACAAAUGUUUCUCAAGGUAGUGUUUUAGCAAUGGAGGGAAGUUACAUAAUGUGCCUUUAAGUUUUAGUCUAUGUUCAGACCCAGUUUGAACCUGGUUCAGUUUUGAUUUAGUCCUAGAUCACUUAGAAUAGACUUAAGAGACCACCAAUAAUUGUGGUAUACAAAAGACAAUCUUAAUCUUACCACUGUGAUGUGUUUUGCAAUAAGCUAUUUUAAAGGUACACUAUGUAACUUUUCUGAUGGAAGGUCCACCACCUGCUUGUCUCCAUGGAUAUUUUAUUGCUUUGUCUGGAAUAAUCCAAAGUAUGGCAUUAAACGUAUCUAUGUCCAAGGAGACAAACAAGGCUUGCAACCAGGCUAUGUUACAGGUCAUAUCUGUGGAGAGGCUUACAGUUCGAAUGCAUGUUUUUCAACAUACUUUUUAACUCUUGUUGCUGAACAAAUGAAAUAUAGAUAAGUCUAUCAUACUGUGAAAAAUCUAAGGGAAAGCGAUUACAUUUCACUCGAGACAAGCCUGCAGCCAGCCCUCCACUAGAAAAGUUGCAUAGUACAUCUUUAAUAUACAUUUAAAACAAUCAUUUGUAUGUCCAUACAAUUUUAUUUUCAAUACUUUUUUUUUGUACAGGUUCACAUUGUCAGAAUGUAAAAUGUCAUCUUGUUCCUUUUGUACAUACAGUGAGUGUUAUUGUGUGGUUGUUACUAAUGACCAGUAAUCAGAA